Messenger RNA from Sclerotinia trifoliorum, 1504 nucleotides. The record is from the annotation of a GenBank genome assembly. NCBI's taxonomy places the organism in Eukaryota, Fungi, Ascomycota, Leotiomycetes, Helotiales, Sclerotiniaceae.
CUGAGCACUAGUACUAACAUCACAUAUCACGAUACAUAUUAAAUAUCAUAAAAAAUGUGAAAAUCCCCAUCAUGUGGAAUUAAAACCCGGUAAACCAAGAAGCUCUGGCCACCACUUGGCGAUUUGUGUGCAUUUUUUUUGGAUCUACGGAGGACCGAGGAUGUCGUUCGUGGAUCCACCUCUUUCCCCCCCAUUAAUCAUACUCAGUAUCACUACAUAUUUUAGAUAUGAACAAUUGAGCAAAGAAAUAUACAUUAUAUACUAACUUACAAUUUCGAAAGUCAUGGCCACAAAUCAUUCUCCUCUAAGGUUAAAUAAUCUUCCUUCCCAUUCAACAUCAACAAUGAGCACACCCACACCCCUCCCUCCCCUUCCCCUCCCAGCCGGAAUAACAUCAACCUACAUCCCCACCCCCAAUCUACACUACCACAUCCUCCACGCCGGGAACCCCUCCCAUCCACUCCUCCUCCUCCUCCACGGCUUCCCCGAACUCGCCUUCUCCUGGCGUAAGAUCAUGCCCCUCCUCGCCGCCGAAGGCUAUCACGUGGUAGCCUACGACCAACGCGGAUGCGGAAGAACCACUGGAUGGGAUACUCGAGCAUUCUCCUCCGUUGAUUUAAAUUCCACAACGCUUGUACGACUUGUGCGUGAUGCGGUCAUUUUGGUUAAUGCAUUGGGUUAUAAAGAUGUGAAAUGUGUGCUGGGUCAUGAUUUUGGGGCUGUGGUGGCAAGUUGGUGUGCUUUGAUUAGACCGGAUUUGUUUAAAUCGUAUAUCUUUCCCUCUUUUCCUUUUUCUGCUUCUUCUCUUCAUUUUUGGAAUAUUGGUCAUAUGUGAUGUAGACUAUCCUAACGUCAAUCUAGAGUUGUAAUAAUGUCACAUCCCUUCAAAGGAUCCCCUGCCCUCCCCACCAACACCCCCAACCCUAACCCCGCCGCCCCAUCCCCAACCGAAGACAUCCACGAAUCCCUAGCCAAUCUCCCUCCCCGCAAACACUACAAAUGGUACUACUCCACCCCCACCGCAGCCACCGAAAUGGACAAUCCCAAAUCCGAGCUCCUCCCCUUCCUCCGCGGCUACUUCUACCUCAAAUCCGGGCACUGGCCCACCAACACCCCGCAGCCUCCUGGAGCUCUUCCGAACUCCAAAAUCUCCCUCCCUACUACAUCAUGCCACUCCACUCAUCCAUGCGCGAAGUUAUCCACCAAACCAUGAAAAAUGAACCCUCGUCCGCAUCCGAUGAUUCCCACGUCCAAAAAUCCAUGAGUAACUGGCUCAACGACGAAGAAUUAACCGUCUACGUAGAUGAAUAUUCCCGCACUGGUUUUCAGGGAAUGUUAAAUUGGUAUCGUGUUACUACCGAUCCGUACUGGAUGGAAGAUACUGAGGUUUUCGCGGGGAGGAAAAUUGAAGUUCCGUUGUUGUUUGUAAGUGGAGAGAGGGAUUGGGGUAUGUUUCAAGAACCGGGGGUUUUGGAGAAGAUGCAUGAUGUGUGUUUGAGGUUUA